AUGCGCUUCCUCCAGAAGCUGGCGGGAUACCCUCGACUCCUCGUUGCAGCAAGUCCAUCGGGUCUCGAUGUUGGUCUCCUUGUCGGUGGACUAGCUUGUUCCAUUGCUUCUGGUGUACCUUUUCCUAUUAUUGGAAUCCUAUUUGGUCAAUUGCUCGACGAUUUCAACUCAGUGACUUGCGAGGAAACAACCAGUACAAGCUCACCAGGAUCUAAUGCAAAGUAUCAAAACGACAUCAACAGCAAAAUAUGGCUGAUUUUAUACCUUGCCAUUGCGCAAUUUGUUCUGAUCUACGCUCACCUGACAUGCUGGACCAUGUUUGGCGCACGUCUAGCCCAAAGGCUGCGGGAAAGCUAUCUGAAGAAUCUCCUGCGGCAGGAGCCCUCCCACUUCGAUAAAUUGACGCCAGGUGAAGUGGCUUCUCGUUUGAGCAGUGAUAUCCAAACUAUCCGCUCGGGCACUUCCGAGAAAGUGGGAAUUGUCGUUGCGGCAAUUUCCUUCUUCGUGACAGCGUACAUUGUUGCCUUCAUCAAGUAUUGGGAGCUUGCCGCCAUUCUUCUCUCAUUGAUCCCUGCGUACCUUGUGAUGUCUUUUGUUGGAAGCCACUAUAUCGAAAAAUAUGCUGGUUUGAUGUCCGAUUACGCCGCAUCCGCUACAACGAUUGCCUCCGAGGCACUCUCCAAUAUCGUUGUGGUCCAUGCUUUCGGGGCAAAUGCUCGACUGGAGAAAAAGUUCUCAAGUGCUCUCAAAUUAGCAAAACACGAGGCUUUGAAGAAAGCAACAGCAGUCGGCGUUCAGUCUCGAGUGUUGUACUUUAUCGCUUAUGGUGCGAAUGGUCUUGCAUUUUGGCAAGGCGCGCAUCGAAUCGCCGAUGCAGUAAAUGGCGAGACCGCUGGUGUCACCGUGGGCUCGACAUUCACCGUUAUUUUCAUUCUGAUUGAAGGUAUUUCCUCAAAGCUUCCUCGUACCCUAAAGAUUGAGCUAAUGGAAUUGAAAGCAACUCUGUUGCUGAGUCAGGUUGCGCCAUUUUUACACCUCUUUGUUCAAGCCGUUGCUUCACAUUCUAAGCUAAAGGAGGACAUUGACCGCGAGCCUUUAAUUGAUGCGACUGCUUCUUGUGGUACUCGUCUGGGCAGUGCUGAGGGCGAGUUUGAGUUCAAAAACGUCUCUUUUAUCUAUCCUUCCCGGCCAGAGAUUAAGGUUCUGGACAAGAUCACGCUAUCUCUCCCCGCAAAGCAACAUACCGCCCUUGUCGGGCUUUCUGGAAGCGGGAAGUCAACCAUUGCGGCACUGUGCACCAGAUUGUACGACCCUACUGAGGGAGAAGUGACCUUUGAUGGCAUGCCCCUCCAUGAUAUCAACAUUCGUGACCUACGGGGUUUUUGCAGUCUUGUGCAGCAAGAACCCUCGCUUCUGGAUCGCUCCCUGCUGGAGAACAUUGCGCACGGCCUCAUCAAUUCAAGCAAACCCAAUCAUGAAGAGCUCAAAGAUACGCUGCUAAGCUCUUCUCUUGCAGAACUUGCUGCCGAGAUCAGGGAAGGGCAGGAGCUUUCAGUUGCAGCAGAGGCUCGUGGACCAGCUGUUGUGGAAAUUGUGGAUCUUGUCAAAAAUGCAGUCAUUCUUGCAGACGCCCAUGAAUUCAUUUCCAAACUCAACCGUGGAUAUGGAACAUCCGUGGGGUCUGCCGGUCGUCUGAUAAGCGGCGGACAAAAACAACGUAUAUCGCUGGCUCGCGCCUUAGUGAAAGAUCCCGCAGUUCUUAUACUAGACGAAGCCGCGGCUUCACUUGAUUCGUGA
Molecule: messenger RNA, 1797 nt
Organism: Penicillium diatomitis
Lineage: Eukaryota; Fungi; Ascomycota; Eurotiomycetes; Eurotiales; Aspergillaceae
Product: ABC transporter ATP-binding protein
Exons: 1
Coding region: 1-1797 (598 amino acids)
Biological process (GO): transmembrane transport
Cellular component (GO): membrane
Molecular function (GO): ATP binding; ABC-type transporter activity; ATP hydrolysis activity
Source: RefSeq, a predicted model, not a curated record